CUGCAACUUGACAAUCAUGGCUUUGCGCCGGGGCAUGGCUUUGCGCCGGCGCAGGGCAGCAGCCGCUGCCAAAGCGCCGCAGGAGGCAAAAGCAAAACGGCCGCGCGGCAGACCUUACAAGUUCCAUCAGGAUGAAUGGGCCAGUGCAUCGAUCAGUGGCCGUGAGUGGCGUGGAGUGCUUCUGGUUUGUUCAGAUCUCCAUGCCAUGGAGGUGCUUCUGCACUUUGGAAAACCAGAGCUUCAUCAACGGAGGACCCCGCAGGCGUUGCUGGCUGUGCCCAAUGUGCUAGCGCGGCCGCAAGCGCUGCGUACGGCAGUGGAGGAGGCCAUCGAUCCAGGACUAUGGAAUUUGGCACGGAAACUGGUACCCGAUGCAGAUUUGCGCGGAGAGCUUUUGCGCUCGGCCUUGGAAUCCUUGGGGUGCGACUUGUGGAGUUUGGAGCAUCACUGCUGCCUGGCAGCUCUGCAUAUGCCCUACGGCAUCCAGGAUGCUGAAGUAACCAUUGCCUUUCCAAGUAGACUAGACUGACUACUAGACUGACUAGACUCCUAGGCAUGAUGGCAGAGCAAAAUUUGAGAGCUCGCAGCAUUGUUUUGGAGGGUUACGGGAAGUAUAUAAUUGAGUUCGUGCAGCUGGGGGAGCUUGGACCCCAUAUCAUACCCAGAGAGAAGACGGAGUCAGGAAACCUGCGCCAGAGUCAGGAAAUCGUGAGUCAGGAACCCCCAGCCUCUGAGUCGGGAAACCAAUUGGUCAGAGUCAGGAAACCUGGAAACCAGUUCACAAAAAAAAACAACAAUAGGAACAAGAUGCGAAGAAAUGAGGAGGAGCAGCAGAUAACUUUUCGUGGUAGGCGAAAGGAAAUCCUCGUGCUUCGGUGAGAAAAGCUGCGUUGGAUUAUCAAUGAUGCAAGAUUAGAAAACGAAGGAGGAGAAGGAAAAGAGAAGGAGAAGGAUGCAGCAAGAUGCAUAUGAGCAACGGCUUUUAUUUGCGGUAGUCAAGAUUAGUGGAAGGGGCGUUCCUUUUACCUUUCUAUAGCCCAAUGGCAGAUUUAGUUAGAGAAAUGAGAUAGGAACACCCCGAGAACGAG
This is a messenger RNA of Durusdinium trenchii, 1088 nucleotides long. The record is from the annotation of a GenBank genome assembly. Lineage: Eukaryota; Dinophyceae; Suessiales; Symbiodiniaceae.